Molecule: messenger RNA, 2099 nt
Organism: Anneissia japonica
Lineage: Eukaryota; Metazoa; Echinodermata; Crinoidea; Comatulida; Comatulidae
Product: phospholipid scramblase 1-like
Exons: 8
Coding region: 208-1161 (317 amino acids)
Biological process (GO): plasma membrane phospholipid scrambling
Cellular component (GO): plasma membrane
Molecular function (GO): phospholipid scramblase activity
Source: RefSeq, a predicted model, not a curated record
GCGUGUGUACUGUUUGGGCGUUGAAAGCGGCCAGUGAAAGCGACUUGUAGAGCAGGUCGAAUACAAAAUAUAAUUUACACUUCUUAGUCAAUCUUAAAGUAAGCCAAUAAGCCAGAGGUGAGUGAGCAGUUGCUGUGUAUCUAUUGUUCAAUAAUUUCCUUUUCAUUCACUUCUUCACAGAGGAAUUUUUUGAAGUCUUAAAGCAAAAUGACAGAACAAGGCUAUGGCUACCCACCUUCAACUGCUAUGCAACCUUACCCACCUAAUACUGAUGUGCCACCUUAUCCACCAGUGCAACCAGUAAAUGUGAAUCAGCCAUACCCACCACCUCCUCAAGGAAAUCAACCAUACCCCCCUCCUCAAGGAAAUCAACCCCAGCAGCCGAAUCCUUAUGGUCAGCCACAGGGCGCCGGACAGCCCCCUGCACCACCUGGCACUAUUGCCUCAACAUGGAUGGCAGCACCUCAACAAGUCUCCAAUUGUCCCCCAGGGCUCGAGUAUCUCACCCAGAUAGACCAGCUUCUAGUCCACCAGCAGGUAGAACUUCUAGAAGCUUUUACCAGUUUUGAAACAAACAAUAAAUAUGUUGUCAAGAACACGCUGGGACAACAAGUAUACUUUGCUGCUGAAGAUACGGAUUGUUGUACUCGUAACUGCUGUGGAAAUGCUAGGCCAUUUGAUAUGAAGAUCUUGGAUAAUGGAACCAAAGAGGUGAUGCACCUGUCAAGGCCUCUUCGCUGUACAUCUUGUUGGUGUUUCUGCUGUCUUCAGAAACUUGAAGUGUGUGCGCCACCCGGGACCGUUGUUGGCUACGUGAAGCAGUCGUGGAGUGUGUGCUAUCCUCAGUUCACAAUUGAGAAUGCCAAUGAAGAAACCAUAUUGAAGAUAAGUGGUCCCCUCUGUACUUGGAACCUGUGCGGUGAUGUUGAGUUUGAUGUUUUAUCCGCUGAUGGCAGUACCAAGGUGGGCAAAAUCUCCAAACAAUGGACCGGAUUUGCCAAGGAAGCAUUCACCGAUGCGGAUAAUUUCGGAAUCUCAUUCCCAAUGGAUCUGGAUGUGAACAUCAAAGCUGUGAUGUUAGGAGCGUGUUUCCUGAUUGACUUCAUGUUCUUUGAAAGGUCAGGCAACCAGAAGGAUCAGAACAAAACUGGAUUCUAUUAAAGAAAAGAAAAAUCACUAUGGUAUGCUGUUGCAUCACUUCAGCGUCUUUCAGCAUCCGCAAACUUUACAAAUAUGGCGCCCUCAUGUCAGCUUUGCAUCAGUUGUUGUUAAAUAUCCCACUUUAAUGGGUAACUUAUAAAGCUGCAAUUGUAACUAGAGUUAUAGUAUAUAGUCUGUUGACCAAUUAACUAAUCCUUAUCAAUUCACGUUCACAUAAAUUGUAUUAUUAAUGUACAGUACAGUACUUAGUUUCAUACAGGAGUCUUCAAAUGGCAGCCCUCGUGUCAAAUCUGCUUUGUGGACAAUUUCAAAGUUCCAUUAAGCCAUUCCCUUUAGAUACUGUUGCUAAGCUCCCACAAAAUGACAUCCAUUCGUAGAUAAACAUGACUGCUGAGUGCUUGGAUUGUGGGACACUUACAUACUCCUGGCCACACCUAUAAUAAUACCUUUUGAUUGGCCAGAUGUUAACUUUGAUUGACAUUCUGAAAAGGUCAUUUGAGGACACCUUGUUUAAUAUUACUAUUUUAAGAUACUUUUAUAUUUUGCUAUUCUUCUAUUGAAUGAAUUGUCUAGUAAUGAAUUGUCAAUAAAAUAUCUUGGAAUGAUGCUCUUUGUACUUAUGCAUUUUAAUUCUUACUUCAUCAUAAUUAUAUAUUAAUCGGUGGGGGUCUUAUAAAUAUUUUCUUACCAAAAACAUCUGUUUUGUAUUAAGUAAUUACUAUUUCUUUUAAAAAUAUACUGCCAUUAUAUCUACAAUUUUUUUUUUUAAUUGAACCUUUUACAUUAUAGUUAUUAGCUUUUAACAGAAGAAUGGUCAAUGGUCGUGCACUUGUAUAGUGCAUAUAACAUUCAUCUCUAUGCACUUUCCAUGACAACAUAAAAAAACAAAACUGGCAUAAAUGGUUGAACCAGAAAAAGAAAGCAGUAGAAAAAAAAAA